Sphenostylis stenocarpa is the source of this 1560-nucleotide messenger RNA. The record is from the annotation of a GenBank genome assembly. NCBI's taxonomy places the organism in Eukaryota, Viridiplantae, Streptophyta, Magnoliopsida, Fabales, Fabaceae.
AUGGAUUCUGAAUUACAUAACAUAUUAGCCCUUAUCAUCUCCUUUUUCCUCUUCAUGAUUUUGGCACUCAAAACAUGGACCAAUCUCAGCAAAACUGAGUCUUCAACAAACAUACCCCCAGGACCAUGGAAGCUACCUAUCAUUGGAAACAUGCAUAAUCUUCUAACAUCUACACCACACCGAAGAUUAAGAGACUUGGCCAAAAUAUAUGGUCCCUUGAUGCAUCUCCAACUUGGGGUGUUCGUCGCAAUCGUUGUUUCCUCAGCAGAGUAUGCUAAGGAGAUUCUGAAAACCAAUGAUCUCAUCUUUGCAUCAAGGCCUCACAUCCUAGCUGCAGAUAUACUGUUUUAUGAAUCCUCCGAUAUUGUUUUUUCUCGUUACGGAAAUUACUGGAGACACCUACGGAAAAUAUGCAAUAUGGAGCUUUUAACCCAAAAUUGUGUCAAAUCAUUCCAGCCAAUAAGAGAAAAAGAAUUCACCAGCCUUGUCAAAAUCAUUGAUUCACAUAAAGGGUCUCCCUUCAACCUCUCUGAAGCAGUACUUUCAUCAAUAUAUCAUAUCAUUUCAAGAUCUGCGUUUGGCAUGAAAAGCAAAAACCAAGAACAAUUCAUUUCUGUGCUAAAAGAAAUACCACCUGGAGCAGGUUUUAACGUAGCAGAUCUAUUUCCUUCUGCUAAAUGGCUUCAACUUCUCACUGGUUUGAGGCCUCAGCUUGAGAAGGUGCAUCGACAAUUUGAUCGGAUAUUGGGAGAUAUCAUCGAUGAACACAAAAAGCAAAAGUCAAAGGAUAAAGAUGGCCAAGGUGACGCAAAGGAAGAUUUGGUAGAUGUUCUCCUAAAAUUCCAGGAUGGAAAUGGAAGCAACCAGGACUUUUGCUUAACUACGAACAAUAUCAAAGCUAUAAUUCUGGACAUGUUUGGUGCCGGAGGUGAGACAUCAUCAUUUACCAUCAUAUGGGCAAUGGCAGAGAUGAUAAGGGAGCCAAGAGUAAUGAACAAAGCACAAAUUGAGGUGAGAGAGACAUUCGAUAUGAAAGGAAGGGUUGACGAAAGUUGCAUUGAUGAACUCAAAUAUUUGAAAUCAGUUGUCAAGGAGACCCUAAGGUUACAUCCACCAAUUCCUCUAUUUGCCAGAGAUUGUGAACAGCCAUGUGAGAUUAAAGGGUAUCGUAUAUCAGUCAAACAUAAGGUAAUUGUGAAUGCUUGGGCUAUUGGAAGAGAUUCAAGCUACUGGACUGAACCUGAGAGGUUUUAUCCAGAGAGAUUCAUUGAUAACCCUAUUGACCAUAAAGGGACUAAUUUUGAUUACAUUCCAUUUGGUGCUGGAAGAAGAAUAUGCCCAGGCAGCACCCUUGGUCUGAUAAAUGUUGAGCUGAGUCUUGCAUUUUUGUUGUAUCAUUUCGAUUGGAAGCUUCCUAAUGGAAUGAAAAAAGAGGACUUGGACAUGACUGAUCAAUAUGGGCUUACCGUUAGUAAAAAGGAUGACCUAUAUUUGAUACCAGUCACUGCUCGACCUAUUCUGAAUAGGGAAGCAUGCAUGCAGGCAAAGAAGGGUGAGUAG